ACAACCCAGUCGGGCAAGUUUUGCGCUUCAGCCGCUCGUUGUCAUUGGCAGCGCAGGACUGACCCACUUCAGUGUGUGUGUGAGUGUGUGUCUGUGUAUGAGUGUGUGAGAGAAAGUGUGUAUGUGUGUGUAUGGCGAGUAGAUGCGCUGGAACACAUAGCGAAACGAUGAACGCCGGUUUGACGCUGUUUGUUUUCUCGUUUUGCGGUUUCGGGCUCAUCGAGUCCGGUUCCUCUCUGCUAUCCUGCCCCAGCGGACAGUUCCCAUUGAAAAAUCAGUGCGUUUCGUGUCACCCGACCUGCGGCGAGUGUGAAGGUCAUGAGCUCUUCGAGUGCACAGCCUGCGCUUUGGAUGAAGAUGGAAAGGAGCGCUUCCUCUAUCAGGGCCACUGCAGACUUCACUGCCCACGGGAGUUUUAUGCGGACCGGGAUCAGUACACCUGUCUGCCGUGCAUGUCCAACUGCGAGAUCUGUGCUGAUGCCAGUGUGUGUGCCAAAUGCAGCGAGGGGUACCGGCUGCAGAGCGGCGUCUGUCUGACCGUCCUGUGUGGAGCUGGUCAGGUUCAAGACCCGGACACACAAGAAUGCAUCGACUGCGGUAUCGGCUGUAAAACAUGUUCCACAGACGAUCCGCAGGUCUGCAGCAGCUGCACAGACGGACACUUCCUAUACAGACAGCAGUGUCGUCAGCACUGUCCGCAGAGGAGUUUCGAGGAGCGCGCUCGAGGCCUGUGUAUCGCCUGUGUGGAGCCCUGUGUGGACUGCAGGAGCGAAUCGCUGUGUCUCACCUGUCAGACCGGAUACUUCCUCAACAACGGCACCUGUGUGAAGGAGUGUCCCGCCGGCUCCUAUAAAGACGUCAGAGGCUGGCGCUGUCAGGCCUGUCACCGCUCCUGUCUGUCCUGCCGUGGCCCCGGGCCCCGAGACUGUGAGCGAUGCAGUGGCUCCAUUCGCCCCCUGUAUGGAAAGUGCCCGCUUAUUAGCUGCCCGCCGGGACAAUACCUCGACGGGGAAAGCCGCUCCUGCCGGUACUGUGAUGUCUCCUGCUCCACAUGUUUCGGCCCGGCGGCCCAGAACUGCAUCUCCUGUGCUUCCGGGUUCAUGCUGGAGCAGGAGUCGGUGUGUGUGGAUGGAUGUCCGCUGGGUUUUUAUGGCAACAGCUCUAGUUUGCAGUGUGAACGGUGCGCUGAGAACUGCGAGCUCUGCCAGAGCGCAGACGAGUGUUUGACCUGUAAGAGCGACUCCUAUCAGCUCUACCUGCUGCAGGGAAACUGCUGGUCAGAGUGUCCAGAAGGUUAUUUUGAGACAAAAAUGGGGACAUGUGAACCCUGCGAUGGACUCUGUCUGACCUGUGAUGGCACAAGCACAGAGUGCCUUUCGUGUCGAGAGGGUCUUCAUCUGGCCAAUGGGCAGUGCCGCCAGAGCUGCGCCCCCAUGAGCUACGUGGCAGAAGACGGCACAUGCAGACGCUGUGCUCCUCACUGUGACGCCUGCACAGAUUACUCCAUCUGCACGAAGUGCAGUUUCCUCUAUUUGCUCUUAAACGGGGCAUGCAAGGCCGUCUGUCCGAAGGGUUACUUUGAAGACUUGGAUCAGGGGGUGUGUGUGAGCUGCCAUGCCACCUGUGCCACAUGCUCUGGUCCUCUUUCUGAUGACUGCGAGACCUGCUCUGUCCUCACACCAAAACUCUAUGAAGGCACCUGCUUGGAAAUGUGCCCAGGAGGCACUUAUUACCAGACCUCUGAUAAAGAAUGUCAGGAAUGUCACCAGACCUGUGCGCUUUGUGAGGGUCCAGAGCCCACCCAGUGUCUGCAGUGUGGAAAAGGACUGGUUCUGGAUCCUAACACCAUGAUGUGUGGGGUAACUGGGGAUUCAGACUGCCCUCCCAGAACAUUCCUGCAAAACAACCAGUUCACUUGCCAAGCAUGCCAUCGGCUCUGCCAGUCCUGUGAAGGCCCUGGACCCUUUGACUGCCAGACUUGUGCCCUGCCCAACUUUCUCAACAAUGGUUCAUGUGUGAGCAAAUGUCCAGCAGGAACUUACAGUGCCCAUGAGGUGGCUGACGGGGUAGAGCUGGGUUUCUGUAUGCCCUGUGAUCAUGUGUGUGGCACCUGUACUGGAGCAUCUCCCAGAGACUGUCUGAGCUGUGCACCAGGAUACCUUCAUCUUCUCUCUCAUCUCUGCGUUAUUCACUGUCCCACAGGGUACUACAGCUCAGGGGAACGCUGUGAAAAGUGCGACAGCUCCUGUGUACAGUGCUCAGGCCCGGGACCAGAUGCCUGCAGGGUUUGCACACCAACAAUGUUGGACCUGCAAGGCACCAGGCAGUGUGUGGAUCAAUGUCCGCAGCGCUUUUUUGAGAGUGGCCACAGCUGCAGACAGUGCCACACCAGCUGCAAGUCCUGCACAGAUAACACUCCUCAGGGUUGUGUGUCGUGUGACUGGGGCAGCGUCCUGCAGGAUGGGGUUUGUUACCCUCGCUGUGAGGAAAGCCGAUAUUACUCACAAGAUGGCGUCUGUGAACCCUGCGCCGGGUCCUGUAAACACUGCUCUGCCGCCGGGCCCCGCAGCUGCCUCACCUGCCGCCCAGGGUUCGCGCUUCAUGCCAUCGACAGCCAGUGUUUGCCCUGCUGCCAGUCAGAACAGACGGAGCAAAAAUGCUGUCUCUGCGAUUCCAGCUCAGCGUUGUGUCUUGAAAUGCCUGUACCAAAUGAAAGUCAGGACGACAUUAUUCUGAGGUCCAAAGCAGUCCAGCAUGCAUCCGCAGCCUUACCCGCAGCUCUACUACUAGCUGUGGUGCUAGCGCUAGUGGUGUUCGCCCUGGUGCAGGCAAGAGCCAAAAAAAGAUUAUGCUGGAGACGGAGCUAUGAGCGGCUGAGCGGAGUGGCCCGAGAAGAGCCCAGACCUCGACCGAUGCCACACGGUGUCCCAGAGCCGGAUGACAGCGGGGAUGAAGUGGACGUGGUCUACACUAGUCGGGACGGAUCAGUCUAUCGGCGCUACGGCUUUAUUCAUGAGCCGGACACGGAGGAGGAGCAAGACGAAGAGGACACUACUGAAAACACACACCUCAGCAGAGCUUAAAACACGGACGUUUAAUAUACAGUACUGCGCACAAGUCUUAGGCCACUAGAAACAGAUCCAGAAUCAGGAUUCAUUUUAGGAGUCAAAUAUAGCAAGUACCUUUGAUAUAUUUGUGGUGGAGUCCAGCAAAUGAUGCAUUGUUUUCUGCAAUGAUGAGACAAACAAAUGCCAUUACAAAGCAUGUAGUACACACACACACACACACACACACACACACACACCUACUUGAAGCGCCCUUUGUCUUUUCUUUAUUACAAACAGGCUCCAUUUUAAAAACAUUUUAAAUGUGUAAAACCUACGAGGGUGGCGCAGUGGGUAGCACUGUCGCCUCACAGCAAGAAUGUUGCUGGUUUGAGCCUCAAGUUUGCAUGUUCUCCCCAUGUUUGUGCAGAUUUCCUCCUGGUGCUCCGGUUUCCCCCACAGUCCAAAGAUAUGCGCUAUACAGUAGGUGAAUUGGGUAGGCUAAACUGUCUGUAGUGUAUGUGUGUGUGACUGAGUGUGAAUGGGUGUUUCCUAGUGAUGGGUUGCAGCUUGAAGGCAUCCGAUGUGUAAAAUACUUGCUGGAUAAGUUGGCGGUUCAUUCUGCUGUGGCGAGCCCUGAUUGGUGAAGAGACUAAGCCGCAGGGAAAAUGAAUGAAAACUGAUGAGAUGAUCACAGAGAGUUGAACAGGGCUUUUCAUUCAUUCAUUCUCUGCCGCUUUUCCUGGGCCAAGUUGGGGGUGCAUCAGUCUUAGGAGAGAACCCCAGACUUCCCUUAUCCCAGACACUUCCUCCGGGGGGAUCGUUUCCAGGCCAGCCGAGAGACAAAGUCCCUCCAGCGUGUCCUGGGUCUUCCCCGAGGCCU
Messenger RNA from Danio rerio (zebrafish), 3927 nucleotides. The record is from RefSeq and is a predicted model, not a curated record. NCBI's taxonomy places the organism in Eukaryota, Metazoa, Chordata, Actinopteri, Cypriniformes, Danionidae.